AUGUCUGGCGUCUGGGGCUGGUUCGGCGGCGGCGGCGGCGGCGCCAAGAAGAAGAAUGACGCCAAGGACGCGAUCCUUGGCCUCCGGGUCCAGCUCGACAUGCUCCAGAAGCGAGAGAAGCACCUUCAAACGUUGAUGGACGAGCAAGAUGCUAUCGCGCGGAAGAACGUCAGCACCAACAAGAAUGCCGCAAAGGCUGCCUUGCGCCGCAAGAAGGGCCAUGAACACAGUCUCGAGCAGACUAUCUCGCAAAUCACGACACUCGAGUCCCAGAUCAACGCAAUCGAGUCGGCGAACAUCAACCGGGAGACGCUCCUGGCGAUGGAGAAGGCCGGACAGGCCAUGAAGGGCAUCCACGGCAAGCUCACCGUCGACAAGGUGGACCAAACAAUGGAGGAACUUCGCGAACAGAAUGCGCUCAGCGAGGAAAUCGUCAACGCCAUCACGACCGGUCAAACGGACGACAUCCUCGACGAAGACUUGGACCAGGAGCUGGAAAACAUGCAACAGGAGAGUUUGGACGAGCGGAUGCUCAGCACUGGUUCGGUGCCGGUGUCGGACGCCGUCCAUCGGAUGCCGGCCGCAGCAAACGGAGAAAUCAAAGGCAAGACACCCGUCGUCGAAGAGGACGAGGAGGAGGCCGAGCUCCGCAAGCUGCAGGCGGAGAUGGCAAUGUGA
Molecule: messenger RNA, 678 nt
Organism: Colletotrichum higginsianum IMI 349063
Lineage: Eukaryota; Fungi; Ascomycota; Sordariomycetes; Glomerellales; Glomerellaceae
Product: Snf7 family protein
Exons: 4
Coding region: 1-678 (225 amino acids)
Biological process (GO): late endosome to vacuole transport via multivesicular body sorting pathway; vesicle budding from membrane
Cellular component (GO): multivesicular body; ESCRT III complex; cytoplasmic side of plasma membrane
Source: RefSeq, a predicted model, not a curated record